This is a messenger RNA of Chlamydomonas reinhardtii, 1494 nucleotides long. RefSeq lists its product as uncharacterized. The record is from RefSeq and is a predicted model, not a curated record. The transcript has 3 exons. Lineage: Eukaryota; Viridiplantae; Chlorophyta; Chlorophyceae; Chlamydomonadales; Chlamydomonadaceae. Bases 253 to 852 code for a protein of 199 amino acids.
GUCUGGCAGAAGCGGAGGAGCCGCCGCUGCCAGACUUGGCCGAGAACGCGCUGGCACUAAUUGGGGCUGCACGGAAGCUGCUGGGGGUGGACCGCCGCCGCCGCCGUGGCAGCAGCAGCAGCAGCGACGGCGACAAGGAAAUCACACAAGGAGCAGCAGCAGCAGGGCUCAGGCCCAGCUAGCAGCGUCAAGUCGUCACCGGCGGACGGCGCGAAAACCUCGCUCGCCAUUUACUGUGCCCUGAAGAGGUACAUGCGCGGAACGGCGGACCAGCGCUGGCAGUUGCUGGCACGCGAGCUGUUCAUGCCGGCGCUGAGCAGCCUGCAGCCUGCGGUCGCAGUGUGUGGCAGCCACAGCGGCGGGUCGAGCGCCGGCAAGGCCAGCGGUGGCGGGGCGAGCGCGGGCGGUGGCAGUGGCGGCUUCUGCCUGUCGCCGGCCGUCUCUGAGUUGGAGGUGGAUAGACUAUCGCUGCGUGCCUCCGGCAGCUGGGCGGACUUGACCUUGGUGGAGACCAAGACCAGCAGCAAGGGCACGUCCGCCGCCAUUCCGCAGCUCAAACGCUCGGCGAUGGUCCUGCUGUGCGGCUACCACGUCAUACGCCAGCGGUCGGCCACGCUCUGGCACCAGCUUCCCGUGGACGUCAAGGCGCGCGGCGUGGUGGCGUGGGCCAGGGUGGAAGGCAACCCACCGCAAGAGCCUGUGAAGCUGCGCCCGGCGUGUGGCCCUGCCCAGGUGCUGGACGUGGACGUGUUCUCAGCCCAGGACGUGCUGCAGACCAGCCGUCGCAGGGUGCUCCACCGCUGGCAUGGCGACAGGAUGACUUCGUUUGGCAGUGAGGAGUGCUGCGUGUAGCCAGUGAGGAGUGCUGAAUGUAGCCAGUCGUAGGUGUACGUUGUGCAGGUUGUAUGAGGUUUCAUUCACAUUCAUUUGGGCGGGAAUUAUGCGGAUGUGGCCGACGGGUCUGCAGAGGACAGCACUUCGCGUUAACUUUGCCCCUGAGGCGCAGGGAGACCAGGCGACCAGGAGACCGUGACGGACAGGUCGCCUGCCUGCCUGUGCCUGCCUGAUGCCUGCGUCGACAAAAAGUGCCAAAAGCGGCGCAAGCGCGCAGGCUGAGGAGCCGGCUGGUGUCUAGGUAGCGGUCCGCGGUGGGGCUGGCCAGGGCAUGCGUAGCGGCAUGACAAGUAGUGCGGCUGUCGACAACUGUGCUGCGUCUGGCUGCGGUUGGCUCUGCUGUGGCAUCGCGAUUGCUAGGCACCGGGUUUGGAUAUGUGCCUGUGGAAACCGAUCCCGGCUAUGUUGGGGCGAUGAGGUUGUUCGGCCUCAGACUGUGGAGGGGCUAAGCCCCUUUUCCCGUGACCGGGAAACACUUGUCGGAAACACUUGUCGGAAUGAAAUUCCCGCGUGAUGCAGCGGAGAAUGUGGCGCAAAGCAGUGUGGCGGGCACGUGAGGGUGCAUGUUGUAGUGACGGGCACAUGUAACACACAUUGAAG